CAAAAGGCCCAAACACUUUCGAUUCCCAUGAAUUGGCAUUUUUUCCACUUAAAAAAAAUCAUUUUGUUGGGAAAAUUCACACCCAGUUCUCCCAGAAAAUCGCCUGCCCUGAGUCCUGCCUUCUGCCCUGUUUUUAACCCUUUCCUCCCUUGCCUCUUUCUCCACCAGCUGCAGGGGGAAAUUCAGACAGCUCCCCUUGCGUCUUCCCUUUCAUCUAUAAGGGCAAGACCUACCAGAACUGUACGGCAGUCGAUGAUCAGAUGGGACGGCCCUGGUGUGCUACCACUUCCAACUACGACAAAGACCAUCUCUGGCGCUUCUGCUUUAGCAAGGCCUAUGGGGGGAACUCGAAUGGCCAGCGCUGCAUAUUUCCUUUCAUCUACAAAACCGAGCUAUUUCACAGCUGCACGAAUGCUGGAGGCAAGAUGGGAAAUUUCUGGUGCGCCACAACCCAGAACUACAACCAGGAUAAGCUGUGGAGCUACUGUCCAGAUAUCAUCCUGGGUGGGAACGCAGUAGGAAAGAGCUGUGCAUUCCCCUUCAUCUAUAAGAAGAAAGUGUACUACACCUGCACCAGCGACGGAGAGAGCUCGGGAAAACUGUGGUGCAGCACCACCGGGAAUUACGACGUGGACAAGAAGUGGACUUACUGCUCCAAGCCAGACUAUGACAAGCCCUGUGUCUUCCCCUUCAUCUACAAGAAGUUUAAAUUCCGCACCUGCACCAACCUGGCAGAGGCCAAGGGAAAGUUCUGGUGUUCCACCACAGACAACUAUGACAGGGACCAUCAGUGGAGCUACUGCCCUGCCUGA
Chrysemys picta bellii (western painted turtle) is the source of this 812-nucleotide messenger RNA. NCBI's taxonomy places the organism in Eukaryota, Metazoa, Chordata, Testudines, Emydidae. The record is from RefSeq and is a predicted model, not a curated record.